AUGCCUGCUCGUAGCAUAAACCCGUUCGCCUCCAAUACCCCUACUCACCCCCUCGAUCCCCUCAACGAGAAGCGCGACCCCGCCCGCCGCGCAUCCUUCCCCAAGGGCAGCAAAUUCACCUCGCUCUUCGGCGGCUCGCCCAAGUCGCGCUCAGAAGCCGCUGUACUCCGCGAGGCCUUGGCCGCCCAGCAGCAGGCCCUCCUCAACUCGCCCUCGCCCUCGCAAAUCUCUCUCCCCACCAUCAACCUCACCACUGCCACCGGAGAGAAGAUGCCCACCGAAGCCAAGACGCUCUUUCAGCCUCCUUGUCCAGACGAGCAGCGUCGAGUGGCACGAGCCCAUGCCCAGUUUGGUCCUCUUGGAUCUCCAAAACACCGCUACCACAGCAAGUUCGAGGGCGAGUUCGGCGACCCCAUCGAGGACGAGCCGCCAUAUUAUUUCCUUCUCACUACAUACAUCAGCUACUUAAUCCUAAUAGUAUUCGGACAUGUCCGCGACUUCUUCGGCAAGCGCUUCAGGAAGCAACACUACAGCCAUUUGCAGGAGAAGGACGGAUAUGCACCUCUCAACAGCGACUUUGACAACUUCUACACGAGGCGCUUGAAGAUGCGCAUCAACGACUGCUUUUCGCGCCCCACUACCGGCGUCCCCGGACGCUUCAUCACUGUGCUCGACCGCAAGUCCGACGAUGGAAACAAUACUUUCAAGAUGCUGGGAACCACGACCGAGACCUUGAACAUGAGCUCGUACAACUACCUGGGAUUCGCCCAGUCAGAAGGUCCUUGUGCGGAUGCUGCCGAAGCUUCCAUCAGGAAAUACGGCAUUGCAAUGGCUAGUCCCCGCUCAGAUAGCGGUACUUCGGAGCUUACUGUCGAGGUCGAGGAUCUCAUUGCCAAGUUUGUCGGCAAGCCUGCUUCAAUGGUCUUUUCCAUGGGUUUCGUUACCAACGCCACCACAUUCCCCACCAUUGUUGGCAAGGGCUGCCUCAUGAUCUCUGAUGAGCUCAACCACUCGUCUAUCCGUUUCGGCGCCCGUCUCUCAGGAGCCAUGGUUACCAUGUUCAAGCACAACGACAUGCGCGAUCUUGAGCGCAAGCUCCGCGAAGCCAUCUCCCAAGGACAGCCCCGCACACACCGCCCAUGGAAGAAGAUUCUGGUCGCUGUCGAAGGGCUCUACUCCAUGGAGGGCACCAUGUGCAACCUUCCCGGCAUCAUCAGCCUGAAGCACAAGUACAAGUUCCACCUUUUCGUUGACGAAGCCCACUCUGUUGGUGGUGUUGGCCCUCGCGGACGCGGUGUAUGCGACUACUUUGAUAUUGACCCCGCCGAAGUCGAUAUUCUUAUGGGUACCCUCACCAAGUCCUUUGGUGCCAACGGUGGUUACAUUGCAGCCGAGAAGCACAUUAUUGACAAGCUACGGAGUUGCAAUGCAGCCAUGCUGUUUGCUGAGUCACCUGCACCGCCCGUCCUCGUCCAAAUUGCCUCUGCUCUCCGCAUCAUCGAUGGCUCAAUAGUACCGGGACAGGGUGAAGAGCGGCUGCAGCGUUUGUGCUUCAACUCUCGUUACCUUCGAUUGGGUCUCAAGCGUCUCGGCUUCAUUGUCUACGGUCACGACGACUCGCCCAUCAUUCCCGUCAUGCUCUACAACCCUGCCAAGAUGCCCGCCUUCUCCCACGAGAUGCUCAAGCGUAAAAUCUCCGUUGUCGUUGUCGGCUACCCCGCUACGCCCCUGGUAUCAUCACGAGCCCGCUUCUGUGUUAGCGCGGCGCAUACCAAGGAUGAUCUCGACCGCAUGCUUACGGCUUGCGACCAGGUUGGCGAGCUUCUGCAGUUGAAGUUUAGCUCUGGUGUCGCCGGUGGUGCCGAGCCCGAGGAACUCGAGGAGAUGAGCGCGGCAGAUGGAAAAGAAAGGGUCCCCAAGCCCCCAAGGUGGAGGCUCGAGGAUGUGCUCCAGAGAACAGUUGAUGAUGUGCAA
Molecule: messenger RNA, 1974 nt
Organism: Exserohilum turcica Et28A
Lineage: Eukaryota; Fungi; Ascomycota; Dothideomycetes; Pleosporales; Pleosporaceae
Exons: 1
Biological process (GO): sphingosine biosynthetic process; ceramide biosynthetic process
Cellular component (GO): serine palmitoyltransferase complex
Molecular function (GO): pyridoxal phosphate binding; serine C-palmitoyltransferase activity
Source: RefSeq, a predicted model, not a curated record